Messenger RNA from Triticum turgidum subsp. durum (durum wheat), 525 nucleotides. Lineage: Eukaryota; Viridiplantae; Streptophyta; Magnoliopsida; Poales; Poaceae. The record is from the annotation of a GenBank genome assembly.
AUGUUGGCUGUUUUCUACUUUCUUCAGGGAAUGGGCCCAGUCAGCUCCGCAAACUCGAUAUCUACCGUGAAGGUUUUGGCUCUCGGGUGUCAUAGUUAUCGUCUGAAUGCAGUUCUUGACAUCCUCAGGUGGUUCCCCUGUUUGGGAAAGCUCUAUGUCACCUUUGGCAUGCAAAAGCAAAAUUUGCCUCAUUAUGACCGACCACAUCCCAUGGAAUGCCUUCAGACCCAUCUAAAGGAAGUGGUGUUGAAGUAUUUCAAUGGUUACGAGCAACAUAUUGACUUUGCCAGGUUCUUUGUUUUGAACGCAAAAGUGGUAAACAAAAUUGAAUUCCAUGUACGUGAGGACCACUACAGCAAUGAAUUUGUGGCUCGUCAACACACGCUGUUCGAAGCCGAAAACAGAGCUUCUCCGGAUGCUCAAUUUGAAUUCAGGAAAACUUGUGGUUCUAUUGAUUAUCAUGUCAGCAAGCAUAUCCACGAUCUGUCGGUGGCCGACCCCUUCGCAGACAGGGUUGAUGCCUGA